AUGGCAAAAGUACAUGGACGUACUGACAUCCAGACAGUUAAUUCUGAUGUGACGGAAUCACCUUUCAGGCUCCCAGGACCCAGCAAGCAAGAACUGGGAAGGAGUCAACAUCCAACACCAGCUGAGCCAGCAGAGUCGUUGAUAAUCAAUUAUCGUGGCUGCGUGGUCUACUGCAAACAGGCGCUCGUCUCUGCGGGACCAAGCGGGGAAAAGCUGGAGGUGGGCGCACGCCCGCGGAGGAGCAGGUCAGCACCCUGCCAGCGCGGCUCACGAAGCCAAGCCGAGUCUGGGGAUCGCAGCCCGCCGGAGGAGGAGGACGGAGCGGGCAAGUGUGGGAAGCUGCUGCCGGGGGAGGAGGAGGCGGCGGCGCCGAAGCCGCGGAAGAAGCGCUCCCGCGCAGCCUUUUCCCACGCCCAGGUCUUCGAGCUGGAGCGGCGCUUCAACCACCAGCGGUACCUGUCGGGGCCCGAGCGGGCCGACCUGGCCGCCUCGCUGAAGCUCACCGAGACGCAGGUGAAGAUCUGGUUCCAGAACCGGCGCUACAAGACCAAGCGGCGGCAAAUGGCCGCCGACCUCCUGGCUGGCGCCCCCCCCCCCCAGAAGGGGGCCCGCAAAGGGACUUCUCGGCCACCCCCGCCCCGACCCUCACCCCGUCCCCACCCCGCCAGCCGAGGACUCUCGCGAUUCGGCACGACUAGUUCAUGCUCUGCCGCUUGUGUCGUUUCUGAGAGUGGACACGGAUUUCCCCAGCGACUUUUUCCCCGCAGCAGACUUCAGGCUGUGGUUCAGACCACGUCCCUCCUUUUCCCACUCGCACGGAGGCUGGCAGUGGCUCUGGUGGGACCUGGCAGCUCCGGCGGUGGGGAUCAUGGGGCCUGGAGAAGAUCUCGCCCCCCGGUCCCCGGGGCCGCUCUGCCCGUGUGUGCCGUGCAGCGCCGGUGCCGGUUCCCUCCGUGGAAAGUGGAGGGGGCGAAGGGGCUCGGGCCGGGCGCCUUAAGGAGUUAUUUGAUAACGCGUGUCCAGGAUGGAGCCACCCCCCCUUCUGCCGGAGAGCCGGGAUCGCUGCUUGAGUUGUCAGCCGCCGGGGUUACGGUGAGGCUGCGGUGCGGUCGGAGGAGCCUCGGGGAUCCCACAUCGCUUUUCCCGGCCCAGGGCGGCCUCGCUGUGCGGCUGGACCCGGCGGCCCGGCAGUCGCCCGCUUCCACGGGCCUUGUCAGUUUAAACCUUUGGCAGCUCCCAGGGAAAAGCCCGACUCUGCCUUUCGGCUCUGGCGGCUUGAGGGCCCUGCUCGGCACCGGUGAUCCGCUCCCCGCUAAAGCCGCCCGACGACGAGACCCCCCCGUUUUUCUCCCGGGUAGGGGUAAAACACUUUGCCCGUGGAUCUGCGCUGCGUUGCGCUUAAACCGGCCGGGGAAACUCUUUGUGUGGCAAAGGACUCGAGUGAUAAUUAGGGAUGAAAUGCGCGUGGAGAGGACUAAUAUUAUUUUUGGCUUGUGCGGGAAUAAUACAGAUUUGCAAACUGUACGAAUAAAGCCGGGGUAG
This is a messenger RNA of Nipponia nippon (crested ibis), 1542 nucleotides long. The record is from RefSeq and is a predicted model, not a curated record. NCBI's taxonomy places the organism in Eukaryota, Metazoa, Chordata, Aves, Pelecaniformes, Threskiornithidae.